Messenger RNA from Tarenaya hassleriana, 2754 nucleotides. RefSeq lists its product as uncharacterized. The transcript is spliced from 4 exons. The record is from RefSeq and is a predicted model, not a curated record. Bases 380 to 2386 code for a protein of 668 amino acids. NCBI's taxonomy places the organism in Eukaryota, Viridiplantae, Streptophyta, Magnoliopsida, Brassicales, Cleomaceae.
GAGAGAGAGAGAGAGAGAGAGAUUUCGUCAGCAUCAACAAACACCAGGAGAAAAAAACACAUUGUCAAAGACCUUCACAUGUACCCUUUUGAACGUGUGUGUAUAGAGAGGUGAUAUAUCCUCUGGUUGGUCUGAUAGAAAAAUCUGAAUCUCGCCGGCUGUUAUUUGGACCGGUGAGCUUUGACAUUGAUGAAGUUAUUAGGUUUGAUGGGUUUGGAGUCAUAUAUGCAUUGAAGGAUCAUACAGUGGUAGUGAGUGUUAGGACAUGGUGGAUAGAUUUUCUAGUUUCUAGAAUGUUCCAGUGUCGGAACAGAGGUCGGAGAAACUGGUAGUAGAAGUGGACGAACCCCACCUGGGCAGCCUCUGCAUUCGAUCCCUAAUGUCCCGUUGCUACCCAUUUCCACCACCGGGAUAUGAGAAGAAGAUCGUGAUUGAUCAUGUAGACGUGCUUUCAAAGGAGAAGCACACGGAGAAGAAGCAUAAAAAAGGUAAGGAUAGAGAAAAGAAAGAUGGAAAGGUUAAGAAGGACAAAGAUAGAAGUAAAGAAAAAGGCAAAGAAAGGAAAGAUCGUAGAGAAAAACACCAUGGCAAGAAGGAUCGGAAGGAAAAGGGCAAAGACAUAGUGAAAAAUCGUGUAACUUCAAACGAUAAGAAAAAGCCCGAAGUUCACCUGAAUUCUGUCAAUGGAGCUACAGCUAAUUCAAACGGGCUGCAGACCGAGAACCAUAACUCUGAGAACCCUAAUGUUGCUAAGGAAGUGGUUAGAAGAAUCAGAGCUGAAGGACAAGCAAAUGGAGAUCAGAUUGCACACAAGAAUACAGCAGCUGAUGAAGGAACGUUUAAUGGUGUGAUCAACUCUUGUAAUUUAUCGGGGUUGCCGAAAAGAAUGGUGGAGAAAGAGAACAGGGCAUUGGGAGGUUCGGUUCUUCAGAAAGUUAUGUUCGUGGAUCAGGCAGAGGCUCAGGUUCACAUUAAAACAAACGGUAGAAAUGGUUGCAUUUCCCCAAGACCGAACCAAAUAGGAAACAGUAGACAAGUUGAUGAUAGUAUGGUUCAUGGUACAGUGGAUCUUAGCCAUUUACAGGAUUUGACGGAUAUAAUGGUGGAGAAAGCGAAAAAUGGAUUGGGAGGCCAAAAUUUUCAGAAAAUCGGACUCGUGAAUCAUGCAAAGGUUAGAGUGCACACGAGAAUCGAUGAUGGGAAUGUUUGCUUUGUGCCAGAUCCAAAUGGAAAAGGAAAGGAUAUACAGGUUGAUGGUAGAGUGGUCAAUGGUGCCACGGAUUCCAGUCAUUUACAGGUUUUGCCAAAAAGAAAUUGGGCAGAAGAUAAAAAUGGAUCAAGAGGCCAAAUUGUUCAGAAAUCCGGGCUUGUGGAUCAGGUGAAGGUUCAAAUACACACAAGAACUGAUGAUGGAAAUGUUUGCAUUGUCUCAGAAUCCAAUGGAAAGGAAAAGGGUACACAAGUUAAUGGUAGAGCGGUAAAUGAUAAGAUGGAUUCCAGUCAUUUACGGGUUUCGGUGCAAAGAAAGGAGAAAAAUGGAUUUGGAGGGCAAAUCAUUCAGAAAAUCAGACUUGUGGAUCAGGAAAAGUUUCAAAUAAACUCGAGAACUGAUGAUGGAAAUGAUUGCUUUCACCCGAAACCUAAUGGAAAGGAAAAGAUUACGCAUGUUGCUGUUAAUGGUGGUGAGUACAUUGAGGAGGCAAUGAAUGCCAAGAAUGUAGUUGCUAAACCAUCAGAGGCCACGAAUGUCAGAAUAGAUUCAGAGGGAACUGGCAAAAGUAAAUAUACCCCGGAAAGCAAUUAUAAGCUGGACAGACACGAGAGUAAAGAUCGGGCUAGCAAAAGCGAGCUGAAGGAUGAAGCCGGAGAUAAAGAAAAGAUAAGGGAAGAGAAAUCGAAGGAGAAGGGUGAGCUCAGCAACGGGCAGUCCAAAGGUAUCAUCACUGGCCAGAUGCUAGCCGGUGAUGGAGAUCUUGGCAAACGAAAGGAGCUUGAGAUAAACGGUUUUCUGCAUGACAGCGGAAGUAGACCCCAUAAGUUGCGGAGGCCGGUUUCUUCCUCUCCAACAGAGAAGCACGAGACAGAUUCUGAUGUGGUGGGGUUAAAGAACGGUUUAAUCAGCUCGAAAAGCCCUUUGCCUGCAGCCAUGGAAGCUUCAACGAGACCCCCUCAUGAAGAUUCCGUGAUUCUGGAUCGUAUACUUUCCAUACCCGAAAUGGACAGAACACCGGGUUUAGAUGAUCAAGAAUGGCUGUUCUGUAACCGAGAAUCCGUCAAGAUUCUUCAUCACGAGCUGAAUUCCUCCGAGAGACAAAUGGUGUGGAGCCAUGGCACAAGGAUCGAAUCUGUAGGUAUGUUUGCCCUUCCUUACGUCGUCCCACACUAGAGAGCUUUUGCCUUUUGGUCCGUGUCUCGCCCUCUGGAAGAACCAAGAAAAGCUUCAAUGGCAACUGAAACAUAGAGACAAGACUUCAUGGAAGAUGAUUAUACAUGGGCAUACAUAGGAAUCGAGAGUUAUAGAGAUUUUUUCCCAGACAGUUCUGAUUUUGGAUGUCGUUGUCACAUCAGAAAGAUGAAAUGAAGAGGGAAGAAGAGAACUGUAAAUUUGUGGUGUUGAAUGAUCUGGAUUCUAACUUUGUGUUAGAAAAGAUUCCAUUUCCUAGAUUCGGACAUAUCUUUAAACUGUCAUGUCUUCAUAGAUUCAAGAAUUCUGUCAAAGGAAAUUAUAUUUUGUAUAUUUAAAGAUUUUGAUGA